Messenger RNA from Cyphellophora attinorum, 933 nucleotides. Its product is annotated as Nicotinate-nucleotide pyrophosphorylase [carboxylating]. Gene Ontology annotation, cellular component: cytoplasm. The transcript has a single exon. NCBI's taxonomy places the organism in Eukaryota, Fungi, Ascomycota, Eurotiomycetes, Chaetothyriales, Cyphellophoraceae. Gene Ontology annotation, biological process: NAD+ biosynthetic process; quinolinate catabolic process. Bases 1 to 933 code for a protein of 310 amino acids. The record is from RefSeq and is a predicted model, not a curated record. Gene Ontology annotation, molecular function: nicotinate-nucleotide diphosphorylase (carboxylating) activity.
AUGAACGGCGCGCCCGCGGCCAGCGAGCUCCCACUCCCCACCACCGCGAGCCAUGCCCACGGCUCCCUAGCAGACCUCCUGCCCUCCCACUUCACAACAGACAUCACGACCUGGCUAGCCGAAGACACUCCCUCCUUUGACUACGGCGGUUUCGUCGUCGGUUCAUCUCCUCGCACAGCCCAACUCUUAUGCAAGUCCUCCGGCAUUCUAGCCGGUGUCCCGUUCUUCAACGAGGUCUUCCACCAGCUUGAGUGCAAAGUCGAGUGGCAUGUGAACGAGGGCACGUUCAUUGAUACGAGCAAGAGUGGUAAGGUGAAGGUCGCAACCGUCAGCGGGUCUACAAGAAAGCUACUACUGGGCGAAAGAGUCGCGCUGAAUACACUGGCGAGGUGCAGCGGCGUAGCAACCAAGAGCAGGAAACUGCUCGAUAUGGUUCGAGAAGCAGGCUACACGGGCAUCAUAGCCGGCACGCGAAAAACAACACCCGGCUUCCGCCUAGUAGAGAAAUACGGCAUGCUGGUAGGCGGCAUUGACGGCCAUCGCCACGAUCUAAGCAGCAUGAUCAUGCUGAAAGACAACCACAUCUGGGCGAAAGGCAGCAUUACGAAUGCAGUCAAGGCCGCGAGGUCAGUUGGAGGGUUCGCGCUAAAGAUUGAGGUGGAGUGCCAGAGCGAGGCGGAGGCGGAUGAGGCGAUUGAGGCUGGGGCGGAUAUUGUUAUGCUCGAUAAUUUCGACGGGGAAGGGUUGAAGGUCGCGGCGAAGAGUUUGAAGCAGAGAUGGAGGGGAAAUAGGGAGGUGUUGCUGGAGAGCAGUGGAGGCUUGACGGAGGAGAACGUUGGCGGUUACAUCAACAAUGAUAUCGAUAUCAUAAGUACGAGCUCGGUGCAUCAGGGGGUGCCGCAUGUGGAUUUCUCGUUGAAGAUCGAUCACUAG